AUGGAUAUUGUCGUAUGUCUCGCAUUAAUUGUACUUGCUGCAGUCUUUAUAUUUUCUUCAUUUAUUAUGUUUUUGAUGUGUCAAAGGCGAGCGCAAUUUUUCAAGGAACAAGUUUCGAUUCCAUUGAAAUUUUCAAAACUACGUAACGAAAAUUCGGAUACAGUAGUGCAGCUAAGUCCACUUGUUGCACAAAUUUUGGAAAAUAAUCAGUGGAUUUAUGAUGUGUCUGGUCUACUGCAACAUUGCGUUGCUAUAUUGAAAUUAAGCCAUUCAGUUAUUGAAAAGUUGGCAAAAAUUUCCUUGAAUUCCAUUAAUGAACAGUUAAAUGAAUCUAUACUGAUUGCAACACAUCGCAUUAUGCCUCGAUUCGAUGAUCUCAUAAAAACUUUGGCUACCAAACAGGUUGAUGUUCGUCUAUUGGAAGCACGUGCUUCAUCUCUAGUAAGUGCUUCUUGGGCACUUGCUUUACCAUUUACAAUAAUCUGUCCAAAAGCUGUCGAUUUUUUGAAUGAAUCAUUAAAUGAAAUGGAAAAGCAUAUGGAAGCUCUCCGAUUCGUUGUUGAUCAUGCUGAAAAUUAUUUCAACGAUAAUGUGGACAGUAAUUCGAAAAACUCACCUUUACACACGAUUAUUGAGGAAUCAUUUAUCACUAACCAUUCUGAUCGUGACACUGAUAAAAAAAGUGCAAUUGCUGAAGAAGCUCCAUCAGAUCCACAAGUCGAUAACACACAAUGA
Messenger RNA from Dracunculus medinensis (Guinea worm), 735 nucleotides. The record is from the annotation of a GenBank genome assembly. Lineage: Eukaryota; Metazoa; Nematoda; Chromadorea; Rhabditida; Dracunculidae.